AAAGCUUCACGACUUUCACGAGACAACAACCAGAGGAAGAAAACAAAAACAACCAGAGGGCAGAGGGGACAGGGAGUGAGAGAGAGGGGAGCAUUCAUUCGAAAUCCCUCGCCUCUCUCUCAUCUCGGCCGCCGCCUCCUCACCUCGCCAGCCAUCCGCCGCCAAGCGGGCGAGAUCAGGGCGGCCGAGCAGACCCAUUCCGCAUUUCCGUCCCCUCUUCCGCCGAGCAGGAUAUAUAAUUCCAAGACCCUGAUGAUGGCUACAGCUGGUUAUAUUGAUGAUUCCUGUUCUGAGGUUAUUGAUCCCCCAAAGACUGAGGUACUAGACGUUACGGAACUCGCUGGCGACCAUAUUCAGCAUCCACCAAAACCGAAUGUGGUGGUGUCUAGCAGUGUGCGUGAACUUCUGGAAUGUCCAGUCUGCUUGAGUGCCAUGUAUCCUCCUAUUCAUCAGUGCUCCAAUGGUCAUACAUUGUGCUCUGGAUGCAAACCAAGGGUUCAUAAUCGCUGUCCAACAUGUAGGCAUGAAUUGGGUAACAUAAGAUGCCUUGCUCUCGAGAAGGUGGCUGCAUCUCUUGAACUUCCAUGCAAGUACCAGACCUUUGGGUGCUCAGGCAUAUAUCCUUACUACAGCAAACUGAAGCAUGAGUCACAGUGCCAAUAUAGGCCCUAUAGUUGUCCAUAUGCUGGAUCUGAAUGCACGGUUGCUGGUGACAUUCCAUACUUGGUAAAUCACUUGAAAGAUGACCACAAAGUUGACAUGCACAAUGGCUGCACCUUCAACCAUCGUUAUGUCAAGCCAAACCCUCAUGAAGUUGAAAAUGCCACCUGGAUGCUUACGGUGUUUAGCUGCUUUGGCCAAUACUUCUGCUUACACUUUGAAGCCUUUCAGCUGGGCAUGGCACCUGUCUACAUUGCCUUCCUGAGGUUCAUGGGAGACGACGUGGAAGCGAAGAACUACAGCUACAGCCUGGAGGUGGGAGGCACUGGGCGCAAGAUGAUCUGGCAAGGAGUGCCCCGUAGCAUCAGAGACAGCCAUCGGAAGGUCCGUGACAGCUAUGAUGGGCUGAUCAUCCAGCGGAACAUGGCCCUGUUUUUCUCAGGCGGUGACAGGAAGGAGCUCAAGCUGCGGGUCACCGGGAGAAUCUGGAAGGAGCAGUAGGAUAAUCAGGAGCCCACCCUCCUCGUGCUGUACUGACCUCUUGAGGUCAUGAAUCACAUUAGCAAGAGCUGUAGCCGCGUGCAGGAACUGACAAUUCGUAAUUUUUUUAGCCUGCUCUAGUUUGCUAUUUGUCUUCUGGCUUCUGUAGCCUCCUGGUUCUGGUGGAUGUAGCUCAUCUCAUGUAAACCAGCACGGUACUGAUGUAGAAUUCGUAGAGAUCUCUUCAGCUUGAACUGUCUAGGAGCUGCCAUUCUGUGGUAUAGGAGAAUCUAAUGGCAACUCAUGAGAUGCGAAUGAUAUAUGCUAGAGAAUUAAGUAUUGUGAAAUGC
Setaria italica (foxtail millet) is the source of this 1490-nucleotide messenger RNA. Its product is annotated as E3 ubiquitin-protein ligase SINAT3. The record is from RefSeq and is a predicted model, not a curated record. NCBI's taxonomy places the organism in Eukaryota, Viridiplantae, Streptophyta, Magnoliopsida, Poales, Poaceae. Gene Ontology annotation, cellular component: cytoplasm. The coding region runs from base 253 to 1161 and encodes 302 amino acids. The transcript has 4 exons. Gene Ontology annotation, molecular function: zinc ion binding; protein binding; ubiquitin protein ligase activity. Gene Ontology annotation, biological process: multicellular organism development; ubiquitin-dependent protein catabolic process.